Molecule: messenger RNA, 1628 nt
Organism: Tinamus guttatus (white-throated tinamou)
Lineage: Eukaryota; Metazoa; Chordata; Aves; Tinamiformes; Tinamidae
Source: RefSeq, a predicted model, not a curated record
AGAGAGCCUGCCUUUCACUAGAGAGCUUUCCCCCUGCUCGUUCUUGUAGGUACUUACAGCCUGCCAUGUUUUGUCCUUUCUUUUGUGUUUUGUGCGUGCGCUUUUUCCUGCAGGGAGAAAAUAGGAGGUGAAUCGUAUAACCUUUCAGCAACCUUCUGUUAAAGUUGGAGUGCUGCAGUUCAAGCAACUGAACAGAUGGAUAAUGGAGACUGGGGAUAUAUGAUGACUGAUCCAGUCACACUAAAUGUGGGUGGACACAUGUAUACGACAUCCCUCACAACUCUAACGAGAUAUCCCGACUCAAUGCUUGGGGCCAUGUUCAGGGGAGACUUCCCCACUGCCAGGGACUCUCAGGGCAAUUACUUCAUUGACAGAGACGGACCACUUUUCCGCUAUGUUCUUAAUUUUUUAAGGACCUCAGAGCUGACUUUGCCCCUGGACUUUAAGGAGUUUGAUCUACUUCGGAAAGAAGCGGACUUCUACCAGAUUGAACCACUAAUUCAGUGUCUUAAUGACCCCAAGCCGCUGUAUCCUGUGGAUACCUUUGAGGAAGUGGUAGAGCUGUCCAGCACUCGGAAGCUUUCCAAGUACUCCAACCCCGUGGCUGUAAUCAUCACUCAACUAACUAUCACAACAAAAGUCCAUUCACUCCUGGAGGGCAUUUCAAACCACUUCACCAAGUGGAAUAAGCAUAUGAUGGACACCAGGGACUGCCAGGUUUCCUUCACUUUUGGGCCGUGCGACUACCACCAGGAAGUGUCGCUGCGGGUGCACCUGAUGGAGUACAUCACAAAGCAGGGCUUCACCAUCAGGAACACGAGAGUCCACCACAUGAGCGAGCGUGCCAAUGAAAACACAGUGGAGCAUAACUGGACUUUCUGUAGACUGGCACGGAAAACAGAUGACUGAUUCCAACUCUACAGGAGCCAUUUCAGUGGGCAGCAACUCAGUUGAACAAUAAACCUGAGAAAGGCUGGAUUUUGGUGAAAGAAACAAUGUGGGCUUUUUUUUUUUUUUUUUUCCUUUUUAUACAAUUAUUUAUUGUUAACCUUUAAGGACUGGAGGAGUUUCAUUCUCUAGCAGCUCUGUCUCUUUGUCCUGUCCAGAAAAAAAAAAAAAAACAUGCAUGUGCCUGUUGAGUCGAGACACCUUUUUUUGUUUGAAAGAGGGAGUCGAAGAUUUAGUACAAUAGGGUAUUUUGUGUCAUUAACACAAUUCUGACGCAACUUAAAGUGCUAAAAUUACCUCUGUUUAAAUAGUUUCUAAUCCUUUUAAUGCUAUGCCACUGGGAGUAAGAAACAAACAGAAUUUAAAAUGCAGGUGGAGAAAAGCUGCUAUCAUGUAGACUAAUUUAGUUUCUAAAUCAAUAAACAGUAUUGUAAUAUUCUAGGAAAACAGAUCCCACCCUUUAAAAGUACUUGAUAAGUACAGUUUCUUACAGUUAUGAUAACUGUUUCUUUCUAUGCAUAUAAAUCAAGCAACCAAAUAUUAUCUGUAGCCAUGGAAAUAUAAUUAGAAAUAUUUAUAUUGGAUUCUGAAUGCAAAAUGUCCCUGUGGUAGAAUUCAUAUUUUUAAUGCCUGGUGCAAUAUUAUUCCCAAAUGUAAUGCCUGCCAGCAAGAAGCUAAUA